Molecule: messenger RNA, 1050 nt
Organism: Trichomonas vaginalis G3
Lineage: Eukaryota; Parabasalia; Trichomonadida; Trichomonadidae
Exons: 1
Coding region: 1-1050 (349 amino acids)
Source: RefSeq, a predicted model, not a curated record
AUGAAUUAUGAUUCUCCAGAAUUGGCGCAUCUUUCUCCUAAUGAAAGAGAGUGCUUUAUCAAAGAAACAUUACAAAAGAAACGAGUACAGAGAAUUAUUGAAGCUAGAAAGCAAGCAAGCGAAAUGACAAGAAAUAUUCAGAAAAAAUAUAAGCAAUCGAAAGAAGAAUUUGAUCAAAAACAUAAAAACAAGAAAACUGCCGAAGAACUAGCUCCUUUAAAGAAACAAAUAGAAGAUUUACAAGCAAGGAUUGAAUAUAACGAAAACAAUCGCAGAAAGGCAUAUAUUGACGCUAUUGAAAAUGAAAACAAUAAUCAACAAAAGCAAGAAGCCGAAAAACUUCUUACAAUGCAACGCCAAAAAGAUGCAAUUGAAAGAUAUAACGAAGGAUUGAUAUACAUGAGAGAUAACGAUCCGAACAUCCCAAUUAAGAUGAGACAAAACAGGAUUAUUGCAGCAAAGGAGGAAUCAAAUAGAGUUCAAGAUAUAUACGUUUCCAAACGUAAAAAGUUCGUUGAAGAAAUGGACAAAGCAGAGAAAGCUCGCGAACAAAAUGAAAAGAAUGAUUAUAAUGAUAAGAUGCAUCCAAAACUUUCCAUCGAAGAUUAUUCAAAAACUCAUAUGCAUGCUGGAAUUGGAAUUAUCCCAGUUAAUAAGGAAGCUGAUAAGUAUAAGCAAGAACUCGAAGAACACGAGAGACAGGAAAAGGAAAACGAAAAGAUGCGCUUCGAAAGCAAGAGGAGAAGAACAAGAGAAGCUUUGAACGAUGUCAAGUUCGAGGACGAAGUUGCAAUGCUCGAGAACGAACUCAGACAGAUAGAGCAACACGAAGUAGACGCAGCUCUUAAGUCAAUUGCAGAUGGAACAUCUAAAGUUAGGGAUCAAUAUUGCUUUGCAGAGAAGAGAAUCAUGAGACAAGAAAAAAUGAAGAAAACAUGGCUUGCUGUUGAUGAUGAACCAAAGCCUCGUGGGCCAGCACCUCAGCCAGAACCAUAUAGACCACCAUCACCAACAAGUUCUUAUAGUUCUUUUACUGCUAGUUUGCAAUAA